AAGUGCUCUGUCCUCCAUCCUUCAAUGUAGUGUGAACAUCACAGUCAUCAUCCCCAAUAUUUAUCAUAGUAUUAGUAGAGUAUGUCCAAAACCCUAAUUACUGACACUACUCCAUUAUUAUUAUUAUUAUAGUAGUAUUCUAUUAGUUUUCCCAGAAUGUGCAGCAAGCAUUCUAAAGAACUAGAUAUGUCUUCCCAGAGUUUGUUUUACAGGGCAAGGAUGAAGCUGAGGAUGCCUCCUGCCACUGCCAUUCUCUUAUUUAUCUACCUCAUUGUCUCCUUCUCACAUCUAGUUAAUGCCCAACUCAAUCUUACCCUUCCUAACCAACACCCUUAUCCUGAAUCUGUUGUUCACCAACUACAAAGGAAAGUCAAUGAGUCCAGAUUACUACUCCAGACAGUUGUAAGAGAUAACAAAUGUCAGAGUACAGGAAACCCAAUAGACGAUUGCUGGCAAUGCGACCCAAACUGGGCCAAAGACCGGCAAAGGCUAGCAGACUGCUCCAUUGGUUUCGGUCAGGGUGCAAUGGGUGGAAAAGGAGGUCAGAUCUACGUAGUCAGAGACUCCUCCGACAAAGACACCGUCAACCCAACUCCGGGCACUCUCCGGUACGCCGUAGUUCAAGAGGAACCUCUCUGGAUCGUGUUUGCAGCAGACAUGGUCAUAAAGCUAAAGCACGAGCUUAUUAUCAACAACUACAAGACCAUCGACGGACGGGGAGCAAAUGUUCACAUCACCGGCAAUGGGUGUAUUACAUUACAGUAUGUGAGCAAUGUGAUUAUACAUAAUGUUCAUAUUUACAAUUGUGUCCCUUCGGGUAAUACUAACAUACGGUCGAGCCCUACGCAUGUUGGGUGGAGAGGCAAAUCGGAUGGUGAUGGUAUAUCCAUCUUUGGAUCUCAUAAUAUCUGGAUUGAUCACUGUGCAUUAUCUCAUUGUACCGACGGCUUGAUUGAUGCGAUCAUGGGGUCUACUGCUAUUACCAUAUCGAAUAACUAUUUUAGUCAUCAUGAUGAUGUUAUGCUCUUGGGACAUGAUGAUAAAUACUUGCCUGAUUCAGGAAUGCAGGUGACAAUUGCAUUCAAUCAUUUCGGAGAAGGAUUAGUACAAAGAAUGCCAAGAAUUAGAAGAGGAUAUGUACAUGUGGUGAACAACGAUUUCACACACUGGCAAAUGUAUGCAAUUGGUGGAAGUGCUAAUCCUACCAUUAACAGUCAAGGCAAUCGAUAUACUGCUCCUGAUGAUCCAAAUUUGAAGGAGGUGACGAAGCGGGAGGACACGGACAAUGGGCAGUGGGAUGAAUGGAAUUGGAGGACGGACGGGGACACUAUGGUUAAUGGCGCAUUUUUUGUGCCUUCAGGGCAAGGCCUUACCAACCAGUAUAUCAAAGCCUACAGCGUCGAUCCCAAAUCCGCCCUUCUCAUCAACCAGCUCACCGCCAAUGCUGGUGUCCUUGGUGGCCCCAGGUACUUCUCCCAU
Messenger RNA from Solanum verrucosum, 1479 nucleotides. RefSeq names its product probable pectate lyase 12. The annotation marks the transcript as partial. The transcript has 4 exons. Gene Ontology annotation, molecular function: pectate lyase activity. NCBI's taxonomy places the organism in Eukaryota, Viridiplantae, Streptophyta, Magnoliopsida, Solanales, Solanaceae. The record is from RefSeq and is a predicted model, not a curated record.